Messenger RNA from Pieris macdunnoughi, 1521 nucleotides. The record is from the annotation of a GenBank genome assembly. Lineage: Eukaryota; Metazoa; Arthropoda; Insecta; Lepidoptera; Pieridae.
AUGAGUUUUAUUCGUGGUGGGUUGCUUUCAAAACAAACUAUUAUAACUAUGGAGUAUCGACAUCUUCAUUUACUAAAGAAACAAGGUUAUAUAAAUGGAGAGUGGGUAAACGCUAAGAACAAUGGUUCUUUUCCGGUGCUAGACCCGGCGAACGACAAAGUUAUAACUGAUGUACCUGAUAUGGAUGCAAGUGACGCUAAAGCGGCGGUUGAUGCUGCUGCUUGUGCUUUUAAAACUUGGAGAGACACCACAGCAAAGGAACGAUCAUCUAUACUUAGAAAAUGGUUUGAUAAUUGUCAAAAAAACACUGAACAUUUAGCUGAAAUUAUUACAGCAGAAGCUGGGAAACCUAUGAUUGAAUCAAAAGGAGAAAUUGUUUACGGAAAUUCCUUUUUGGAAUGGUAUGCUGAUACAGCUCGUCAUAUAAACGGAGAGGUUAUCCCAAGUCCUUGGCCUAACAAACAUAUCAUGGUAACACGACACCCUCUUGGUGUUGUUUCAAUAAUUACACCGUGGAAUUUUCCUUUUGCUAUGAUAACUCGUAAAGUUGGAGCACUUUUAGCAGCUGGUUGUACAUGUGUUAUAAAGCCAGCUGAAGAUACUCCCUUAACAGCUCUAGCUGCAGUAGAGUUAGCUUUGCAGGCUGGUGUACCAAAAGGUGUUAUUAAUGUUAUAACUUCAAGUAGGAAGAAUGCUCCUGGUGUCGGGAAAGUUUUGUGUGAAGACCCUCAAGUUGGAUGCAUCUCCUUUACUGGUUCAACAAAUGUUGGCAAGAUAUUGUAUGGAAUGGCAGCUAAAGGUAUCAAGAGAGUUUCAUUAGAACUAGGUGGAAAUGCCCCAUUUAUUGUUUUUCCUAGUGCUGAUAUAAAUCAUGCAGCUGAUCAAGCUAUGUUGGCUAAGUUCAGAAACAAUGGGCAGGCAUGUGUUGGAGCAAAUAGGUUCUUGAUACACCAAGAUGUAUUUGAUCAAUUUGUGCAGUGCUUCAAGUCAAAAAUUCAGGACCGUUGCAUAUUGGGGCCUGGUAAUAAAGAAGGUGUUACAUGUGGGCCCCUAAUUAAUGAUGCUCAAGUCAAGAGUGUAUCUAACUUAGUUGAUGAUGCUGUUUCCAAGGGUGCAAAAGUCUUAGUUGGUGGAAAAAUUGCAAAAAGCAUCGGAGAAAAGUUUUAUGAGUCUACAAUGCUAAUAAAUGUUAAAAAGGAAAUGAAAAUAUAUGAAGAGGAGAUAUUUGGACCAGUUGCUGUUUGUCUUAAGUUUAAGACUGAGAGUGAGGCCUUGGAAAUUGCUAACAGCACUAAAAGUGGAUUAGCAUCAUAUGUUUUUACAAAAGAUCUUGGUCAGGCAUUCAGAAUGUCUCGUCAGCUUGAGUUUGGUAUGGUUGCCAUAAAUGAUGGUGUUUUAUCAAGUGCUGAACCACCAUUUGGAGGAGUUAAGGAAUCUGGUAUAGGAAGGGAAGGAAGCAAACACGGAGCUGAGGAGUAUACUGAUAUAAAAUAUACACUCUUUUCAGCUUUGGACAAAUAA